CGCAUCUGUUCCGUCUCCUCGGUCAAAUACCGAAUGUGCCUCGGCUAGUACAAAUUCGCAAAGGGACACGUCGGCGCUCGCUUUGUAUAUGUUCACUCGCUGCUUCGCGGGAAGUACCAGCAGUACACCCGUCGCCCUCCCCCGCCGAGUCCUCCUUCGCGCCACCUGCAGUCGCGAACCGCAGCGUUCCGUCUGCUGUAACCCCUACUCCAGCCUUGGCGCGGCCCCCGCGUCCCGCAGUACUAGUCGUGCAACGCACCGGCUUCCCAAACGAGGGUCUCAUACAAGGUCUCUGAUUCAUAAGGCGCAAGCGGGCGGACACCUCCGACUUGCUCCAGCACCGAUGACGACUGCACCCAAUGGCCUCACAGCGCGCAAGCCGUACUCAACGCAGGGCGGGGGCAAGGGGCCCGAAGAGACCAAUGUCGUAGCUCAUCACCACGACCACGAACACGACCACGAACACGGUGACCAUUCACAUUCGCACUCAAUAUUCAGCAAACAUGUACAUUCACAUGGCGAGGAAGGACACGAUGCUACAGCGGAGGAGGUGAUCAAGGCUUUGCAAGGGUCAGGUGACCGCGGAAGCAGAAUCACGCUCGUAGGCUUGUUUGCCAAUAUCGGCCUCACCGCCUCCAAAGGUGCCGCGGGCUGGUACAUGAACUCGGCAGCGUUGUUGGCCGAGUCUGCCCAUUCGUUAAGUGAUUUGCUUGGCGACUUUGUCACCCUCUUCUGCUGGAAGCUCUCUCGGAAACCUCCAUCCGCGCGGUAUCCAUAUGGCUUUGCCAAGUUCGAGACACUCGGAACUACGACCGUCUCCCUCUUGCUCGUGGGCGGUGCUCUCGGGAUAGGCUUCCACUCCUACUACCUCCUCGUCGAUGCCUUGACGCACACUGCAUCAUCUCUUCCUCCUGGCGUUCUGCAAUCAGCUAUACAGAACGUAACGGAAGUGGCACAAAGUGUGCCCAUACCGGCUAUAGAGCCUGGGCAUGGGCAUGGACACGCGCUCGAUCCUAACGCGGCCUGGUUCGCGGCGCUGGGGGUGAUAGCGAAGGAAUGGCUAUACCGAGUGACAGAGAAGGUUGCACGGGAGGAGAAGAGUCCGGUGUUGCAUGCGAAUGCCUUGCAUCACAGGAGCGACGCAUACUCAAGCGUAGUCGCGCUCGUCGCCAUCCUCGGAAGCUCGUGGUUCCCGGCGUUACCGCUGGAUCCCGUCGGAGGCUUCCUCAUUUCCAUCGUCAUUCUUCGCCAGGGCCUCGGUAUACUCGUCGGCGCGUUCAAAGAGCUGAUGGACUCCGGCGUCUCCGCCAAGACGCAUGCUUCACUCGUUCGAAGCGUCCAACCACUCAUAGCGCCCCCAACAGCACAGAACGGGAAUGGCACCACCACAAGCGAUGUCCCGUCGUUGCUUGCCAUCCAUGAUCUUCGUGCGCGCCGUGCAGGGUCGAUGACCUUUGUUGACCUCACCGCGGACGUGCCGCGCGAUCUCAGCGUGAGCGAAGCGGCGAGUAUGGAGGAGAAAAUUGAGAGGACGAUGAAAGAAGCGAGGCGAGAGAUCGCGGAGGUGCGGGUCCGAUUCCGCGCAGUAUGACGGUUUGUGCUCCAGUAGGAUUAUCAUUCUCGUGUAGGUUUAGGCUAUGGAUCGCUGUAAUGUUGCUCGUGUACAUCAUCGCUAUACCCUCGAGGGAUUGCUUUCAUUGCAAAGCCGUAUUUACGGCUAUUUGC
Messenger RNA from Punctularia strigosozonata HHB-11173 SS5, 1725 nucleotides. RefSeq lists its product as uncharacterized. Bases 344 to 1591 code for a protein of 415 amino acids. Lineage: Eukaryota; Fungi; Basidiomycota; Agaricomycetes; Corticiales; Punctulariaceae. Gene Ontology annotation, molecular function: monoatomic cation transmembrane transporter activity. The record is from RefSeq and is a predicted model, not a curated record. Gene Ontology annotation, cellular component: membrane. The transcript is spliced from 4 exons. Gene Ontology annotation, biological process: transmembrane transport; monoatomic cation transport.